This is a messenger RNA of Ochotona princeps (American pika), 1879 nucleotides long. It is a transcript of the gene COIL, whose product is annotated as coilin. Gene Ontology annotation, biological process: spliceosomal snRNP assembly. Gene Ontology annotation, molecular function: U2 snRNA binding; U1 snRNA binding. The coding region runs from base 42 to 1760 and encodes 572 amino acids. The transcript is spliced from 7 exons. The record is from RefSeq and is a predicted model, not a curated record. Lineage: Eukaryota; Metazoa; Chordata; Mammalia; Lagomorpha; Ochotonidae. Gene Ontology annotation, cellular component: Cajal body.
GAGCUUUGUGGUCGCUCUCGGCUUCCGUUGAGGACGGCAAGAUGGCAGCUUCCGAGACAGUUAGGUUACGGCUUCAAUUCGAUUAUCCGCCGCCAGCUACUCCACACUGUACAACCUUCUGGCUUCUGGUCGACCUGAACAGAUGCCGAGUCGUCACGGAUCUCAUCAGCCUCAUCCGGCAGCGCUUCGGCUUCAGUUCGGGGGCCCUCCUGGGCCUCUACUUGGAAGGGGGGCUCCUGCCCCCGACGGAGAGCGCGCGCCUGGUGAGGGACAACGACUGCCUCAGAGUUAAAUUAGAAGAGAGAGGAGUUGCUGAGAAUUCUAUAGUAGUCAGUAAUGGUGAUAGCGCUAAUUUAUUACCUAGAAAAGCGAAGAAGCGGGCAUUUAAGUUGGAGGAGGAUGAAGAAGCUGACAUGGGUAGCAGGUAUUCAAAGAAGCAUUGGAAAAGUCAAGAGAACAGUAACAAUAAUGAGAAGGCCUUGGUUCUGCACACAAAAGCUGUCACAGAUCAGGCUGUGAGGAAAAAAAAGAAGAGAAAGAAGAAAACAACGUGUGUCACAGUGGACAAUGAAGAAGACAGCAAAAGGAAAUCGCCAAAGAAAAAGGAAAAGUGUGAAUAUAGAAAGCAGACCAAGAGUCCCAAGUCUCUGAAAGUGCAGGUGGCGGAAGAGUGGACCACCCAGAACUGCAGUCCUCCAAAGAGUCCUGGGAAAAACAGCCUGGUGAAGGCCAGAAGGAAAGGUGGUGCAGGCACUGCUUCCAAAGACAUUCCCACUUCCUCCUCGGAGUCAGAGUCCAUUCAAGAGUCCAUCAGCGAUGGGCUCAGCAAUGCCCCCUCGGAUGUCAGAAAUUCCUCAGAGACAGUAGCCACUGAGUUAGCGAAGGAAGGAUCCUCUACCAAAAAUGUCCCUGCAAACAAACUGCCUGCCAAAGGUGGCUUUAGCCUUACUCCAAGCCAGGGCAAGGCCACCAGAACAUCAUCCUCUAGUUCAGACUCCAGUUCGGAGUCAGAUGACCAGCGUGUGCUGUCCAAGAGCACCUCAGAGGGUGCUGUAGGCUUCUUCAAGACAGCUGGCCUGUUUCCAGCCAAAGUGGCCCCGGGGCCAGGACUGUCCUCGCAGGUGCCAAGUGCUGCCGGAUGGAAGUUUUCUGACCUCGGUGGUGGCAGGCAGGCUGCUGGUCCUCCUUCCAUCGCCAGUCUCUCCACCGGUCUAGGAAGAGGAUGGGGUCGAGGAGAGGACCUUCUUUCUUUGAAGGGAGCCAGGGGUCGGGGCAUGCGGGGCCGGGGCCGGGGACGAGGGCAUGCUGUGUCAAGUGUUUUAAACAGAAAUGCUGACUCUCAGAAGCAGAGGCAGUUGAAUGAAAUAGUAACAAACUCAUCAACUUUUAUCCAGAAUCCAGUAGAGACACACAAGAAGGAUUACAGUCUGUUACCACUCCUAGCAGCUGCCCCACAGGUUGGAGAAAAGAUUGCAUUUAAGCUUUUGGAAUUAACAUCCAAUUAUUCUCCCGAUGUCUCUGACUACAAGGAAGGAAAAAUAUUAAGCCACAAUCCUGAGACUGAGCAAGUAGACAUAGAAAUUCUUUCAUCCUUACCUGCCCUGAAGGAACCUGGGAAAUUCGAUUUGGUUUAUCACAAUGAAAAUGGCACUGAGGUGGUGGAGUAUGCUGUGACGCAGGAAAAGAAGAUCACUGUUUUUUGGAGAGAGUUAAUUGAUCCAAGACUGAUUAUUGAACCUGCAAGUAAUACCUUGCGUUAAGAACUUGUCAGAGUACAACUGUUCCAGUCUUAGUUUGUAAAUGUCUUGUCUGUGGAAGUGGCUAUAACCUGAAAUUUUAAAAACAAACAAAAAAAAAAAAAACAAGGAUUUGAAAGUUG